UUAAGAGAAAAAAAGGAAGGAAAAUGGAGGAAAAAAAGCCGCAAUGAGGAAAAGGAAUAAGAUCAAAAUUGGAAGCAGAAGAAUUUCUGCUAUUGCCUCUCUCAGUAAAAGGAACAAAAUCUGAGAUCAGAGGAAAAUCUAGCAAGAAAAUGGCAGCUAAGCAAAUGGAAGAGAUACAGAGAAAACUAGCGAUGCUGAAUUAUCCUCGAGCCAAUGCUCCUGCUCAGUCUCUCCUAUUCGCCGGCAUGGAGCGUUACGCUCUCCUCGAAUGGCUCUUCUUCAAACUAUUAGGGGAUAAAUCACCCUUCUCACAGCAAAAUUUACAAGGAGAUGCUAUGGAUCGUGAUGAAGAGACUGCUCGGAUUCAAUUACUUGCAUUCAAGACUGAAGAGAAGAAGCAGCAAACAUUUUUCGUUGAUCAGUUGGAGAACCACAAGUUCUCCAGUGGCUUCAGUGGAAGUAUGUAUAAUGUGUUCCUAUCAUUUAUGGGAAUUGGGAUAUGGUCGACCUCCUCACAACUGUGUCAACGUUAUUUGGCAGAGAUUGCUAAGUUUCUUGGUAUCACUACAACUAUAGACACAGAAGCUAUCCAAGGGCGAGGAAGCUAUGAGGAUCGAACUGAAAUGCUUCGGCUAAUAGUAGAUCUUGUAGAGGCAAGCAUCUAUGCUGACAAUCCAGAUUGGAGUGUUGAUGAGCAGGUGGCAAAGGACAUACAACUAAUAGAUUCUAUUGCAGAAAAACAGGCUCUAAUUUUCUCAGAGGAAUGCAAGUUGUUCCCUGCAGAUGUGCAGAUUCAAUCUAUAUAUCCAUUGCCUGAUGUGUCUGAGCUGGAAACAAAACUUUCAGAGCAAUCAAAGAUACUCUCGAAUCUUCAACAGAAAGUUGAUGAUUUGGCAUCAAAGCAUGCUUACAAUCCAGAAGAGGAUUAUACAGAGGUGGAAUCCCAACUGCGGACCCAUUUGGAAUCUUUUCUAGAAACUGCAAGACAAUUCAAUGUGAUUUACACCAAGGAAAUUCGCCCAUGGACGCACAUGAUGGAGGUGCCACAACUUCAUGGCUUUGGGCCGGCUGCUAAUCGCUUGUUGGAGGCAUACAAGAUGCUUUUGAAGUUUCUGGGGAACUUGAGGAAUCUCAGAGAUUCACAUGCAGCUCUAUCUGUUGGAUCAUCUGAAACAAUUGCGGGUGAACCCUCUUCAGUUUCAAGAAUAAUUUCAGAGUGUGAGUCUGCAUUGACUUUCUUAAAUCGCGAUCUUGGAAUCCUGUCAGCUUCAAUUGCACGUGAGCAAGGUAAUGAUGCGACUUUGUGAUGAAUGCAGUGCAAGAUAGACGCUUGCCAACAUGAUCUCUUGACUUUUUAACAUGGAUACGUUUUGGUACUGGAAUGGAUUUAUUUUUAUGUUAUAUAAAGUUUGAUUGAAUUGAAUGUCACUGUAAAAACUAUUCUUUGAGUGGAGUUAUCACU
Molecule: messenger RNA, 1462 nt
Organism: Manihot esculenta (cassava)
Lineage: Eukaryota; Viridiplantae; Streptophyta; Magnoliopsida; Malpighiales; Euphorbiaceae
Product: AUGMIN subunit 7
Exons: 11
Coding region: 150-1307 (385 amino acids)
Biological process (GO): spindle assembly; centrosome cycle
Cellular component (GO): HAUS complex
Molecular function (GO): microtubule minus-end binding
Source: RefSeq, a predicted model, not a curated record